Gopherus evgoodei (Goodes thornscrub tortoise) is the source of this 2272-nucleotide messenger RNA. It is a transcript of the gene EEF1AKMT2, whose product is annotated as EEF1A lysine methyltransferase 2. The record is from RefSeq and is a predicted model, not a curated record. NCBI's taxonomy places the organism in Eukaryota, Metazoa, Chordata, Testudines, Testudinidae. Gene Ontology annotation, biological process: peptidyl-lysine dimethylation; peptidyl-lysine monomethylation. Gene Ontology annotation, molecular function: protein-lysine N-methyltransferase activity. The transcript has 6 exons. Gene Ontology annotation, cellular component: cytoplasm. Bases 27 to 713 code for a protein of 228 amino acids.
CUUCCGGCUUCUCUGCCGUCUGGAGGAUGAGUGACGCCGGGGAGCGGCCACGUGACUGCCCGGGGCUGGGGCCCGAGUUCGGCCCCUCGGCCCUGGGGACCAAAGAGCAUUGGGAUGCUGCAUAUGAAAGUGAAUUACAGAUUUUUCAGGAGAGUGGAGAUGCUGGGGAAAUUUGGUUUGGAGAAGAAAGCAUGAUUCGUUUAAUCAGAUGGAUGGAAAAACAAAAGAUCCCUCUGGACAGCUCUGUGCUUGACAUUGGAACCGGAAAUGGUGUUUUACUUGUUGAAUUGGCAAAAUGUGGUUACACUAAUCUCACUGGAAUUGAUUACUCUCCUUCUGCAAUACAACUUUCUCAAAACAUAAUAGAGAAAGAAGGGCUGUCUAAUAUUAAAUUGCAGGUAAAAGACUUCUUGAUUCCAGCAGCUGAGCUAUCAGGAUUUCAGAUUUGUAUUGACAAGGGAACCUUUGAUGCCAUAAGCCUUAAUCCUGACAAUGCAGCUGAGAAGAGGAAGCAGUAUGUGAAAUCCCUCUGCACGGUAUUGAAAAUGGAAGGCUUUUUCCUCAUAACCUCUUGUAAUUGGACCAAAGAGGAGCUGCUAAAUGAGUUCAGGGAAGGAUUUGAAAUUCUGGAGGAGUUGCCAACACCCAAGUUCUGCUUUGGAGGGAGAGUUGGAAACAGUGUAACAGCCUUGGUUUUCCAAAGAAAAAAAUAAGGCCAUCCAUCUUGGACAAAUUAGAUUAGCUGAGAAAAGAAAAGUCUUCACUUCAAAGUAAAUCUGAUGCAAAGGAGAGAGAGAGAGAGAGGGAGGAAAAAAACGCAGGAUCUGUGUAAAUAACUGCUCACUGAGUGCACAAUAAGACACAGUGCAUGUGCUGAACUGCAAUGGGCCUCCAUAAAAUUUCAGGGCAAGUUAUAUACAGCUGAAAUGUUUCUAGGGUAAAUUCUGCCUUUGUGCUGUUUCUCUUUGUUAUAGCUUCAUUUAUUUCAAUAAAAUUGUGUGGGUGUAAGUGCAGGAAAAUGUGGCACUCUGAUUUUUCAGAGACCAGCUAAAACUAUUCACAUUACUUUUGCAUUUGAAGUGUAAAUAUUUUUUUCCUAUUUAAUUUUUAUUUUGGUUUCUAGUGAACAGUUUAAAAUAAAUGUAAGCAGUAAUUGAAUCAUACAAAGCAAGAAGUCUUAUUUCUGUGUUGUUUGGCGUAAUAACGAAUGUACUUUUAAGAUCUAAACACUGGGCAAUGUUUUAUUUUAUUUUUAUAAAGGAAACAUGCAUGUUACAGUGUAAUCCAAAAUCAACAUUUAGUUAAAUAAGGUGGAAAAUGAGUGUAAAGAUUGUAGCACUCACAAGACAUUAUAAUGUAGUGCCUUAGGGUAGGAUUUUCAUAAGUGCUCAGAAUUCACCUACUUCUACUUCCACCAAAGUCCAUUGACUUCAGCGGGAGGAGAGUUAGGCUCACACUGAGUGCUUUUAAAAAUCCCUCCCUGAAUCUCUAGUAUAUGCUCGCUAAUACUGAUCAGUACCGUCGAUCCAAUUAAAUACUUGAAGAUGCUGUUUGGUGUUAUUACAGACUCUCAGUAGCAUAUAUGCUUACCUAUUUCAAUAUUAAUUAAUUGUAUGCUAAUAUUUUAGGAAGGGCCAGUAAUGAACAUCAUCUUCUCCAGUGAAUUUUAUAUGACAUUUUAGUGGCAUAAUACCCAAACAGAGACCACAAAACCCCACAUCCCCAGCCUAAUAACCCAUGACUGAUUAUAUUUAUUAUUAUUUUUAACCCAUGUUCAUUUCUUUGUUUAUUAUUUUAUAGUUGUGGAAUAAUGACAUAGCUGCCUGGAGAGACAGGAAAGAAAUAUUUCUCCUCCUUUUAUGACUUGUCCCACGCACAUUUUCAAAUGGCAGUAAACAUGACAUUUCAAGCAUCCAACAAUUCCCAUUAGGCAAUUUGUUCUCAUAGAAGAAGAAUGUCGUGUUUACUCAUCAGGGAAAUGCUUUCCUAGUUCUCAGUCUGAACAGGUUGGUUGGGUGCACGGAAUCCUAGAGGGGAAGGGAAUCCUCCCUUCCCCUCUGUUGGUCUAGUGCUUCCCCUCUGCAAGAAAUAAGGACCAGAAGAGCUGUACAGCAAGAGAUCCUCCCUCCUUAACCAGCCCCCUAGUGUGGGAUUCCUAAAUUCUGCACCUCCUUGCACAGUGGAACUGUGCUAAUUCCACUGAAAAAUGACCCAACAGAAGUAGAGAUCAGGUUUUGGUCCCAAACAAAUAGAUUUCUUUGUAUGCUUAAGC